Papaver somniferum (opium poppy) is the source of this 1527-nucleotide messenger RNA. RefSeq names its product protein ENHANCED PSEUDOMONAS SUSCEPTIBILTY 1-like. NCBI's taxonomy places the organism in Eukaryota, Viridiplantae, Streptophyta, Magnoliopsida, Ranunculales, Papaveraceae. The record is from RefSeq and is a predicted model, not a curated record. The coding region runs from base 1 to 1527 and encodes 508 amino acids. The transcript has a single exon.
AUGAGUAACGAACCAGGAUUAGUUCGUUGUCUUACAAGAUGCACAAUCAAACCAUACCCUAAUAUUUCAAAACAAACACAACCAGCGCAUCAGCAAGAAAGGAAACAACAAAAACCGCAUCACAUACAGAAGCAGCAAUCGUAUCACUUAACUCCAUGGGAUCUUUCCUUAAUCUCUGCACAUUCUAUUCAAUUUGGUCUUCUCUAUGCUAAGCUCCCAUCAUCAUUGUCAGUAUCAUCAGUUGAUAAUGUUGGUGAUCAGUAUCACUCUUCGCCGGGGGCCUUUGUUGAUCAACUGAAGCACUCCCUUUCUCAAACACUUCCCCAUUUCCUACCUCUUUCAGGCCGCUUUGUGACAAAUAAACACGACGACCCACCUUCAUCUUCAAUUUCAAUAGAAUGCAGUGAUGAGAAUAACUCGUUUCAAGGAGUCGAAUUCAUAGUCGCUGCUGCACCUAUUACGUUAAACGAUAUUCUCUCUCCGCGCUUGAUACCACCAACGGUUAGAUCGUUCCUUACCCUGCACGGUGAUGGAGCCAUGCUGAUGGUUAACCACGACGGUCACACCACUCCACUGCUCUCCGUACAAGUAACAGAGCUUGUAGAUGGUUAUUUCAUUGGUUGUUCUAUAAAUCAUGCUGUUGUGGAUGGAACUUCUUUUUGGCAUUUUUUUAAUGCGUGGGCGGAAAUUUGUAGAGAGAAAAAAAAUGCGGACGAGUUCAUAUCCCGGCCGCCUAUUCUUGACCGCUGGUUUUUGAACGACUACCAAAAGCAGGUGGAUAACGUAGAACAAGAUAAUCAUGCUAUCAUCAACCUCCCUUUCUCUCACUCUGACGAGUUUAUCAGCAGAUAUCCACCACCUCCUCUUGUGGAGAAAAUCUUUCACAUCUCAGCCCAAUCUAUGUCACAGCUGCAAGAGCAGGCAAACAACGAGUGUGGAACAGUUAAGAUAUCCAAGUUCCAAGCCUUGACAGCCCUGAUUUGGAGAUCGCUAACACGAGCACGUGGUUUACAUCCUGAACAAGAAACAUCCUGCGGGAUAUGCAUCAAUGAUCGAGACAGAUUGCAUCCUCCGCUAUCCGAGAAUUAUUUUGGCUGUUACAUCACCGUAGAGAUGGUUAAAACCAAGGCAGGGGAACUACUUCGUCAAAACCUUGGAUCGACCGCGUUGGGUCUGCAUGAAGUUAUAGCUGAUCACACAGAUGAAAAUAUUAGGAGCUGGCUAAAUGAUUGGAAAAAGGAACCAAAGAUAAUUAACCUUGGAUCCAAUUAUGAUAAUAGCAGUAUGCUCGUAGGAGGAUCCCCAAGAUUCAACCCUUAUGGAUGUGAUUUUGGUUGGGGUAAGCCCUUGGCAGUUCUUAGUGGCUGGCCUUAUAAAUUCAGUGGGAAUGUUUGGACGAAUCCAGGUAAGGCUGGUGGAGGGAGCGUGGAUCUCGAGAUUUGUCUUUCACCAGAAGCCAUGUCUGCACUUGAAUCUGACGACGAAUUCAUGGGUGCAACCUCAACACAUCAUGAGAAGAUCUUGUGA